AUUCCGUUUAGAACCAUUAUUGAGAUAACAGCUCUAAGUGUUGUGUGAUAAGAAUAAUACUCAAGCGCGCCAUCUGGUAUCGAAUAGAAGAUGUUGAAUUUAGUAUCGCUACUCGUCGCCGCGGCGCUGGUGUCGCUCCAUUGUAGCUACGAAGCGAACGCUGCUAUAGAACACCCCAAGAUUAUCGUGUCUAAUAAUUUAGAGCCAAACAGCCUUCCAGCCCCACGCCGUCGUUUACUCCGCGAGUACCUAACUGUCUCUGAGCCGCCGCCAGCAACUGUCAAGCACGUGGCGGGAACCCCGUUGGUGCUGCCCUGUGUUGCGUAUGGCAAACCUGCGCCUUCAAUAUCGUGGCUGAAAAAUGGCGUCCCUGUAUCCGAUUUUGAAGAGGAUUCCAAUGAGGUCUUCGCAGUACACCCGUCGAGUAUCGCUCGGAUUAUAAGCAAGUUGGUGGUACCGUCAGCAUCUAACGGCGAUGUGUUUACAUGCGUCGCCAGCUCUGGUGUCAUUGAAAAAACUGCUUCAUCAACUGUUUAUACUGAAGAAGUGCAAGAUGAUGUCCUCAGUUUACCUGCGGAGCCGGUGAUCACCGCAUCGUACGGUGAUGUGCUGCAGGUGAUGGGCAGCAGUGUGACCCUACCAUGCAGGACGUACAGUGCUACUGACUCUAAGUUGUACUGGAUUGAUAAUAAUGGCAACCCUGUGUACGAAAAUCAACGGUUUAAGACGCUGCCAUCAGGAGACUUGCGUAUAACUGGUCUCGUAUUUGAAGAUAUGGGGGAUUACACCUGUACUGUGAAAAAUUUGUAUGGCGAAGACAGCAGUACGACCUUUUUGUAUCCAUUCCGGAAUUAGAUAUCAAUCGACAGACCGCUGCAUCAAGUUACCCGCCGACAUUAAUGUUCCUACUUAAUAACUUAUUAUUAGAUAAGCGUACCUUAAUGUGAUUUACUUGUGUACUUAAUUGUUUUAUCCGUUUUACUGUUUUAAGUAGACAUUUUUAAAGUAUUUUUUUGUACAGUAUUUAGGUUAUUAUUUAUAGAUUUUAAACGAGUUCUAGAGUUCUAAUUCCUAUUGUUCACAAACCUAUGGUUAACCAUAAAUAAUAUACAUUUAAAUCUUACGUCUUCCUAGACAAAUAUUCCUAUACCUGAUGAAAAUGUAUUGAAAUGGAUGACUUGCUGUUAUAAGUGACGUAUGUCGCUUAAUACUGAGGCAAAAAACAGAUUAUAUAAAACUGAAAUGACGUUUAUUGCCAUGGUAAUAUUCCCGCCAAUUUUAACGUCAAAUGAAUUAUAGUCUACGGAACACCGAUAAGAUGGAAAAAUCUGCAUUUAUGAUUAUUUUAUAGUUAUUUAUUGUUUCAUUGUAUUAUAAGCGUAUUAUGUUUUAUUGCAUUUUUAUGUGUUAUUAUUUAUAAGAUAUUGUAUAAAGGUUAGAUAGAUUUAUGUUUGAAAUCUCUGUGAUUUGACAUAA
Molecule: messenger RNA, 1476 nt
Organism: Zerene cesonia (dogface butterfly)
Lineage: Eukaryota; Metazoa; Arthropoda; Insecta; Lepidoptera; Pieridae
Gene: IBP2
Product: neural/ectodermal development factor IMP-L2-like
Exons: 7
Coding region: 91-855 (254 amino acids)
Biological process (GO): dendrite self-avoidance; homophilic cell-cell adhesion; axon guidance
Cellular component (GO): axon; plasma membrane
Molecular function (GO): cell-cell adhesion mediator activity
Source: RefSeq, a predicted model, not a curated record